AUGCUACCUCCACAAAAUAAUACUGUAGAGGCUUAAGCAAAUCUGUUUGAAAAUGAACAAAAUUAACAAUUAUAAUAAUGCUUUGAAUUAAAGAUGAAUAUUAUAUUAAUGGCUACAGAAAUUGAGAGAUUACAUAAAAUUUUAGUAAACAAAAAGGAUUAUUAUGAAAAAAAGAUAUAAGAUUUAAUUGAUAGAGGUAUUAUAUCCAAAAUAAAUAUUAGAGCUUCAAGACAAGGAAUAAAUUGCUAAAUAAGAAUAAGCUAUUACUGAAUUAAAUCAAUAAAUUCUAUAGAAGAAUGACUUUAUUACUUAAAUUUUACAAGAAAAGUAAUAUAAUAUAUCUAUAUUAAGGUCUCAAUAAGAAAUGAAUCUAUUAAUAAGUUAGUAAUUAUUUGUUAUCAAUACAUAAUAUAAAAAUGCUGAAAUUUACAUUCAAGAAUUAUAAAAAGAAAAUUAGUUGUUAAAAUAAUAGUUUGAAGAUGCUCCAUCUUUAAGAUAAAAACUUUAUGACUUGGAAUAAUGGUAUGCUAAAUUAAUUCAAGAAAAAAAUGAAGAAAUCAAUUUAUUGAAAACACAUUAACCUCACAUUAUUUAAUAUGCACCUCAACUAAAUAUCAUUAAUUAAAUUUUAGACUAAAAAGAAAGAGAAUUGCUAUAAUGGUAAUAUAGUUCAUAAUAUGUCAAUUUAUACCGUGAGAACUAAAAAUUAAAUUAAGAGCUCAAAUUUUUAAAUGACAAAUUGAAUUUACUAUUAUUCGACAAUGAACAUUUAAAUAAAAGAUUAGCAGACAUUUAAUCUCAACCCUCUAACUAAACUACUUAACCAUAAUAUGCAACUCUUAGGGGAGACUCUCAAUGCACAGCUCCAAUAUUAUACGAUUACUAGAAUACCAAAACACCUAGAAGAUAUAAAUAAUAAUACUAAUCAAUCAUUCCUACAGACUUUACUAAUACAUCAUUAUUAAGUUAUAGAAUAAUAAAAAGACCUCAGUCAGUUGGAUCAGGAAGCUCAUUACACUUUUUGGGAUAGGCACCCUAAAUAGGUUAUCCUCAAUAUUAACAUUCUCCAAGAUAUUCUAGGAAAUCACUUUAAAACAAUUCUGCUUAAUUCAACGAAUUAUUAAGAUAAAUUUAGAUUAUUUAAAACUAACCUAUCCUUACUAUUUAAAAUAUUGAAACCCAAAUUUAAUUUUUAAAUCAUUUGUUAUUAAUUAAAAGAUAAGAAUUGCCAACUCAAACAACUCCUCCAAGAUAAAUUUACCAAAUUUUGAAAACUUAAGAAAAUGAGAGAACAUCAAGUCCAAACUACUCGCCUUCUCAAUAAAUUAUUAUGAAAUAACCAAUAAAUUACUUAUAACAAUCCACUUAACAACAACUUAUUCCCUAAACAGUUAGAUUGCUCCCUCAUAAUCAGCUAUAAUAUCCUAAUAAUAUUAUUAAAUAUCGAUCUUUUUCUGCUGAAACUAAAAGAGAGCUCUCCCCUAAUGCUGUCUAAUAUUAAUAGUAACUAAUCCCACAAACUUCGCUAUAAUUUAAUUAAUCAUAAUAAGUUCAUCAAAUUCAAUAUAAAUGUUCCCCAAUUUAAAAAUCUAUUCCAUAAUCAAAUCUAUUAAAUACAAUCCCUAAAUAAAUAUAACGAAGUUUUUCUCCUUAAACUGUUUAAUAUAUGCCUUAUUAAACGUAAUCUUAAGCACCUUAAACUAUUAGAUUUUAAGAUUUGAAAUAAUAUCAUUCAGUUAAUCAUUAACAAUAUUAAGAUCCAUAAUAAUAAUAUUUCACCUAAUAAUAAUAAAAUCUGGUUAAUUAGAAUUUUAUAUCAUAAUCAUAUCCAUCCCUACCUACCUAAUAUGGAGCAUAUUCAUAUAACCCAAGUGAUUAAAAUAAAUCCCCCAUCCAUAUAUUAGCUUAUCCUUAUGAUUACUCUCCACAAAAACCAGAAGAUUAAAAUAAGACCAGGCAGCUAUAAUAACCUAUAUCAUAACAUCCAAAUGAAUUAUUUAUGACUCCAAACACUGUCAGAAAACCAGUCAUAUCAAGUAGCAAUUCUUCUUUGCCUUUUUCUUAAGUUAGAAACCCCCUCAAAAGGGAAUAAUAAGAACCUUUAAGUAUACGGAAAUAAAAGGAACCUAAACAUCAGAGUAAUAACUCUCUCCCUGCUUAAAUAUAAUAAUCAGCACCAAUAGAUAGUUCUUAAGUUGAACCCUUUGAAUUAUGCAAUGCACCAUAAGAACCUGAAGAUUAACAAAAAGAACCAGAAGAAUAAUUUAAAUAACCUGUAAAGCCAGAAGAAAUUAAAAAAUCUCCUUAACUCUAAGAUCCUGCUGAAUAAACUAAAUAUAAAACUCCUCAAUAAUAAUAGCCAAAUGAUUAACCUAAAUAGGAUGAAUAAUUUUAAUAACCUUAAAAUCCUAAUGAUUAAAGUAAAAACACUCAAAAUCCAGACAAUUUAUACAAACAACCAUAAAAACCUUAUAUUCACUUAAAUAAAUAAUAGGAUCCAAACUCUUUGAGUAAAUAACAGUAAAACUCUUAAUUGUAAAGCAGACAGCCUAUUCCUUAAAAUUUAGAAAAUCAAAAGAAUGAAUUAUCAUAACCUUAACAAAUAAGAAGAAAUCAGCCAACCAGUAUUAGAAAAAGCUAAGAAAAUUAAGAGUUUGCUCUCCUUCAAGAUCCUGAAGAGCUAAGAAAAUAUCAACAGGAAUUAGAAAGACUAAACAAUCUAUUAAAUUAGGCUAAAUUAGAGAAUGAAAAGCUUAAAUAACUAUUUCAAUAAAAUGAUUUGAAUUGGUAAUAGUAAUUCUAAUAGAAAUAUACAACUGCAUUAAAUUAGUUGUAACUAUUUGAAAAUAAGUUGACCAUCUAAAAUAGAGAGUAUAAUUAAAAUAUUGAAAAAUAAUAAACCAAUUUUAAUUAACUGCAAUAAAAGUAUGACGAACAAAAGUUAGUCAUAGAAAAGUAAUUAAAUGAAAUAAAUCAAUUGAAGCAAAAUUAAAAUGAAAAAAGUAAGAUGGUAGUUUAAAAUGAAGUCUAAAGAGAUGAUCUAUAAAAAUAAUUAAUAGAUCUUUAAAAAUAAUAUGCUGAUUUAUAAACCAAAUUUAAAACCUAAAAUGAUGCUCAAUUAUAAAAUUUAAACAAAAUAGCUCAAUAAGGUGAAAGUAUAUCAAAUUAUGAAAAAUAAUUAAAAUAAUAAACUUCAAAAUACUCUGAAUUGAGUGCAGAUUAUAUUCAAUUAAAACAAAAAUUUGAUUAAUUGUAAAAAGAAUCAACUUCAUCUAAAUUAUCAUAAUCAAAGGAGAUAAAUUAAUAUUAACAAUAAAUUACAUAACUCUAAUAGUAAAUUAAUGAAACUACAAAAUAACUGAAAGAUAAGGUGAAUUCACUUUAAUCUCAAUUAUUAUUAGAACAAGAACAGCAUUUAAUCCUUAAAAAGUAAUAUGAAAACUUUUAAAGAGAUUUCAGCAUACAAAAAACUUAGAACAUUGAAAUUUAAAAUUCAAAUAACACUUUAAGAUAGUAAUUGAUUGAAAAAGAAUAAAAACUAAAAGAAAUUUAGAUAAUUCUUAAUUCUAAAACAUAAGUAAUUCAAUAAUUAGAAAUUUAAGUAAAAGAUGCAUAAGUAUAAAAUAUAACUACUUCUUAAUAAACUUAAUCAUUAAAUCAAAUUUAGGUUGAAAAUUUGAAAAAAUAAUUAUAAUCAGAACAAUAAAGAGUUAAAGAGUUAAAUGACUAGAUUUCUAAACUUCAAUAAUAGAUUUUUUCAUAAGAACAAUAAUUAUAAGUUAGAAAAUAAACCAAUAUUAAAGUUACUGAAGAAAUUUAGAAUACUAAAAAUAUAAUCUAAAGCGAUUAUUAAUAAGAAAAACAAUAAUUAUAGGAUGAAAAUAGAGAUUUAUUAUAAAAAAUUAAGAAAUUGGAAUAAAUAUUAUAAAAGGAGAGGGAAAAUUACAAUUAAAGUUAAUAAUAUAUUAAAGAUAUUUAAAAUAAAUAUUAGACGAACUUAACAAAAUCUUCUUAAGAAAAUGAUGAAUAAUUAAAAAAUCUCAAAUCUUAAAUUGAAUAACUCAAAUCAUAAAACCAAAAUCUUUCAAAUUAGAUUGUAGAUAUGAAAUCUAAUUAUGAAAUGUAAAUUUCAACAAUCAAUACAAUGACAUCUUCUAAAGUUAUAACUUUAGAAAAGUAAUUAUUCUUUGAAAAAGAGUAAAAGGAAAAUUCAUCAACUAGAAUUCUCUAACUUGAAAAACAAUUAGCUGAUUUUUAGAAUAUUAUUAAAUCAGACUAAACAGAGGAAUUAAGAGGUAAAAUAAAUUAACUAGAAAAUUAAAUUUUGAAAUUAUAAAAAGAGAGAGAUACAAUAUUAUCUAGUAAAUAAAGAGGGGAUGAAGAAAUUAAAAUUCUGAGUAUUAGAAUCAGUGAAUUAUCCAAUAAAAACAAUCAAAAUGAAUUAGAAUUGUCAAGUCUUAGGUCUAAAUAAAAUAAUUAUAUUGAAUCUACUUCAAAUUUGACUACAUUAAAUUAAUAAAUUUUGAUUUUAUAACAAGAAAAGUAAUCCUAAAUUAAUGAAAUGACUUUAAUGAGAUAACAAAUUGAAAAGAAUAAAUAAGAUCAUGAGUUCUAAUUAGCUAAAAUAAGGAGCGGUUUCAAUAAAGAUCUUGAGAGUUAAUAAGACAUUAAUAGAAAAUAUUAGGAUGAAAUUCUUAAUAUACAAAAUGUAUUAUAAUUUGAAAAAAGAGAUAGAGAAUUUGCAUAAAAAAGUAAAGUUCAGGCUGAUGAAAUGAUCUUAUAACUUAAUCAAGAAAAACAGAUGCUUCAAGAUUAAAUAAUCAAAUAAAAGAGUUAAAUAGAGUAACUAUAGUUGGACAUCAAUAAAUUACGUUUGAGCUAAAAAAACAGCAAUGAUGAACAAAAUUUACUUUUAUAAUAGUAAAUCUUAAACAAUAAUAAUCAGAUAGAUAAUUUAAAAAUUAACAUUUAAAAAUUAAAUAAAGAAAUUGAAAGACUAAAUUUAUAAGUUUAGUAAAUGAAUGUUAUAAGGGCUGAUUUAGAAAGUGAAAAUUUCAAUCUAAAGCAAUAAAUUUAAUAAGUUAAAUAAAAAAAUUAAACUAUUCUCUAAGAAAAUGAAAAUAAUGUUAUUGAAUUAAGAUCAGUAGCUAAUAAUUCUGAAGAUUAAAUUCAAGAUUUGACUUUAAAAUUAGAACAAUAAAUUAAAGAAACUGAAAAAUAUUAGAAUGAUGCUCUCAAUAAUGAUUAAUUAGCUUUAUCUCUCCAAAAAAAGUUAUCUGAUGUAAAUCUAUAAAAUUAAAAGAUUAAGUAAUAAUAUGAAAUGUAAAUAUAAGAACUUAUCAAAAAAAUUAAUGAAUAGGAAAGGUUAGAUUAAUAAACACUACAAAAAACAUAAGCAUUUCCAUAGAUAUAAAAUAUUCAUUUAAUUUAAGAAAAUGAAGAAUUAUUAAUGAAGAUUGGAUAAUAUGAAUAAAUGAUAAAGUCCUUAUAAGAAGAAUCUUACAAAUAAUAAAGUGAGCUUUAAAAAAUCACAAAAGAAUAUAAUAAUAUUAUAAAUCAGUCAGAAAAAACAGUAGUAACGAUUACUUAAUACUAAUUGUAAUAAGAUAAUAUUAAAAGGAAAGAAGAUCAAAUAAAAUAGUUGUAAUAAUAAAUCUAAGAUUAUUAAAAAAAAUUAGACUCUGAAAGGAAUAGAUACCAGGAUGAAAAUAAUAGAUUAGCAGUUAAAAAUUAAGAAUUGUCAAACUAAUUGUAAAAUAAUCUUAAUAAAUAAAUAAUUGAAGAAAAUUUCAAUUUGAAAAAUUAGAUACAAUAAUUAUAAUAAGAAUUAAAGAAUACACCAAUUAAGGAAACUAUUAUUUAUUAAUCUGCUUCUCCGUCAAAAAAGAAUGAAGAAGAAAUUGCUAAAUAUAAAUAAUAAAUUAACUAAUUAUAAUUUAGAAUGAAUUAAAUGGCAAGUGAUUAUAAUUUAUUAGAGCAGCAAACUGAAAUGGAAAAGCUUUAAUUAGAAAAACAAAUAAAGAAUUUAUAAGAAUACUAAUAAAAAUUAUAAAACGAAAAUAACCAAUAGUAAAGAUAGAUUGAAACAUUUUAGAGAUAAAUUCAAUAAUUAUAAAUGAAUCGUUCAAAUGAUUUGAGUCAAGAAUUAGAAUUUGAAAUAAAAAAAUAAAAAUCAUAGCUUGAGAUUAGUUAGUUGUAAUGCAAGCAAAUUUAGGAAGAAUUGAUAUCGGCUAAACAUCAAAUUAAAUAAUAUAGAGAUGAUUUAGCAGAUGAACAAAAUCAGAAAAAUUAAUUGAAUCGUCAAAUUCUAUAGUAAGAAUAAAUUCUAUCUGAACUUAAAAUACAAAAUAAACCUUAAUCAUCCAUCAUAAGUGAAACGACAAUAAUAAGAGAAUAAAAAUAAGACUAAUUAUUAUAGUAGAAGAUUAAUCAAUUAAAUACAGAGAACAUUUCUCUUAAAAAUAAAUUAUAAAAUUUAGAGGAAGAAUAGAUGUAAAAGUUUAGAUUGCAAUAAAUAAAAAUUCAAGAAUUAACUAAUAGAUUAAAUGAAUAAAUGGAAGAAAGUAUUCAUAAAGUAAAUAUACUUGAAGAAACAACAAUAAAUAGCAUAUCGAAUGAUUAAUCUUCAGAAAUUAGAAAAUUAAGAGAUGAAAAAUUAUUUUUAUAAUAAGAAUUAUAAAAAUUACAAAUUUAACAAAAGAAAUAAAUUGAGGAAGUAAUAAAUGACUAUGAAUUUAGAAUUGAAUAAUUUAAGCUUACAAUAAUUGAUUUAAAAGAAAAAAAACAGGUUGAGACUAAUAAUGACAAGAACUUAUUAAAAGAAAAUUAAAUGUUAGCUGAUUAAGUUAAAAACACAUAAAAUUAACUUGAUUUGGUUAGAUAGUAAAUUUAAGAUUAUUAAUUAUCCAUAUCUUAAAAUAAAAAUGAAUCUAAUAAAUUGCAAUUAUUAUAAAAGAAAAAUGAUGAAUUAACUUAUUAAUUAGAAAGAUCUUAAAAAAUGUAAACAAAUAAUGAGUAAAGUUUAAUAAAGGAUAAAUAAUUAUUGAAUGAUUAGAUUAGAUAAUUAUAAAAUGAAUUUGCAAUUGCUAAAAAUAAUGAAUAAAGUUUAAUAAAGGAUAAAUAAUUAUUAAAUGAUUAGAUUAGAUAAUUAUAAAAUGAACUUUCUAUUUCUAGAACUCAAAUUUAAGAUUAUCAAUUAUCCAUAACUUAAAAUACAAAUGAAUCUAAUAAAUUGCAAUUAUUAUAAAAGAAAAAUGAUGAAUUAACUUAUUAAUUAGAAAGAUCUUAAAAAAUGUAAACAAAUAAUGAGUAAAGUUUAAUAAAGGAUAAAUAAUUAUUGAAUGAUUAGAUUAGAUAAUUAUAAAAUGAAUUUGCAAUUGCUAAAAAUAAUGAAUAAAGUUUAAUAAAGGAUAAAUAAUUAUUAAAUGAUUAGAUUAGAUAAUUAUAAAAUGAACUUUCUAUUUCUAGAACUCAAAUUUAAGAUUAUCAAUUAUCCAUAACUUAAAAUACAAAUGAAUCUAAUAAAUUGCAAUUAUUAUAAAAGAAAAAUGAUGAAUUAACUUAUUAAUUAGAAAGAUCUUAAAAAAUGUAAACAAAUAAUGAGUAAAGUUUAAUAAAGGAUAAAUAAUUAUUGAAUGAUUAGAUUAGAUAAUUAUAAAAUGAAUUUGCAAUUGCUAAAAAUAAUGAAUAAAGUUUAAUAAAGGAUAAAUAAUUAUUAAAUGAUUAGAUUAGAUAAUUAUAAAAUGAACUUUCUAUUUCUAGAACUCAAAUUUAAGAUUAUCAAUUAUCCAUAACUUAAAAUACAAAUGAAUCUAAUAAAUUGCAAUUAUUAUAAAAGAAAAAUGAUGAAUUAACUUAUUAAUUAGAAAGAUCUUAAAAAAUGUAAACAAAUAAUGAGUAAAGUUUAAUAAAGGAUAAAUAAUUAUUGAAUGAUUAGAUUAGAUAAUUAUAAAAUGAAUUUGCAAUUGCUAAAAAUAAUGAAUAAAGUUUAAUAAAGGAUAAAUAAUUAUUAAAUGAUUAGAUUAGAUAAUUAUAAAAUGAACUUUCUAUUUCUAGAACUCAAAUUUAAGAUUAUCAAUUAUCCAUAACUUAAAAUACAAAUGAAUCUAAUAAAUUGCAAUUAUUAUAAAAGAAAAAUGAUGAAUUAACUUAUUAAUUAGAAAGAUCUUAAAAAAUGUAAACAAAUAAUGAGUAAAGUUUAAUAAAGGAUAAAUAAUUAUUGAAUGAUUAGAUUAGAUAAUUAUAAAAUGAAUUUGCAAUUGCUAAAAAUAAUGAAUAAAGUUUAAUAAAGGAUAAAUAAUUAUUAAAUGAUUAGAUUAGAUAAUUAUAAAAUGAACUUUCUAUUUCUAGAACUCAAAUUUAAGAUUAUCAAUUAUCCAUAACUUAAAAUACAAAUGAAUCUAAUAAAUUGCAAUUAUUAUAAAAGAAAAAUGAUGAAUUAACUUAUUAAUUAGAAAGAUCUUAAAAAAUGUAAACAAAUAAUGAGUAAAGUUUAAUAAAGGAUAAAUAAUUAUUGAAUGAUUAGAUUAGAUAAUUAUAAAAUGAAUUUGCAAUUGCUAAAAAUAAUGAAUAAAGUUUAAUAAAGGAUAAAUAAUUAUUAAAUGAUUAGAUUAGAUAAUUAUAAAAUGAACUUUCUAUUUCUAGAACUCAAAUUUAAGAUUAUCAAUUAUCCAUAACUUAAAAUACAAAUGAAUCUAAUAAAUUGCAAUUAUUAUAAAAGAAAAAUGAUGAAUUAACUUAUUAAUUAGAAAGAUCUUAAAAAAUGUAAACAAAUAAUGAGUAAAGUUUAAUAAAGGAUAAAUAAUUAUUGAAUGAUUAGAUUAGAUAAUUAUAAAAUGAAUUUGCAAUUGCUAAAAAUAAUGAAUAAAGUUUAAUAAAGGAUAAAUAAUUAUUAAAUGAUUAGAUUAGAUAAUUAUAAAAUGAACUUUCUAUUUCUAGAACUCAAAUUUAAGAUUAUUAAUUAUCCAUUACUUAAAAUACAAAUGAAUCUAAUAAAUUACAAUUAUUGUAAAAGAAAUAUGAUGAAUUAUUUCAAUAAUACGACAAAUAAAGUCACCUCAUUACUUAAUAUAAACAAUAAUUAUUAAAUAUAUAAAAAAACUAUGAUAAUAAAGAUUAAGAAUUAAAUUCUUUAAAAGUCAAAUUUUAAAAUCUAAAUAUUUAAUAAAAUUAACUCCAAAAUAAAUCCUCACCUAAUUUUAAAAAUGAUUAAGAAUAUUUCUCUCAAAUUUAGAAAUAAAUUGACAUAAGUACUUAAUAAACUAAAUAAUUAAAAGAAGAAAAUAACCGUUUGUAAACAAUUAUUUUAGAAAAGGGAGAAGAAAUAUAAAGUCUAAAUUAAAUUUCCAAAACCUUAGAACUUUAAAAUUAAGAUAUAAAUUUACAAAAUUCUAAGUUAAUUUAAUAAUUAAAUGAUCAUGAAAAAAUAUGCUGUCAACAAAAAGAAUGUUUAAAAUAUACAUCUUUAGAUCACAACAAGGGCCUACAACAAUAAUAUAAUAUUUUAUAAUAUGAAAAUUAAAAAUUAGAUGCUGAAAAUAAGAAAUUAAAUAAUAACUUAUUAAAAUUACAAUAAGAUUUAAUUAAUUAGGGAAAUGAAAAACAAAAGUUAUUAGAGCAAUAUCAAUAAGAAUCUUCUGCUCUGUAGAACUAAAUAAAAAGACUCAAAUAAUAAAUCUUAAAUCAACAUGAAAUAUAAAUAUAACAAGAGUAAAUUUCAUCAAAAAUUGAAAUUAAUUAGUCUAGUCAAACUAUGAAUUCCCCAAAAGUAAAGAAUAUUAGUAAAAGCUUAAAUAAAUCAAACGCAUCUUGUAAAUCAACGGAUGAUUUAAGAGGCAAAUAUUAUAACUGUUCACUUUAUACUACAAAUAACAAUGGAUAAAAUUAUUACGCAUCUUUAAGAGCCGUAAAAUCAAAAGGAGAUAUAUUGAUUUCUCAUGAAAAGAGUUAAUCAACUUCUGAAGAAGAUUUAAAGAAAUAAAUUAACCUUUGGCAAUAAAAAUAUGAAGAAUUACUAAGGGAAAGAUAUUCUAAACCAUAUAUGAUUACAUCUAAAUAGGAAAGAUUAAUUUAAGAAGUUGCUAUAUUAGAUGAAUCUGUGAAUUGGAAAUUGAAAUAUGAUGAAUUAUAAGAAUAAAUUUCAAAAUCAAAAUAAAAUACAAAUGAAAAAAUUAUUCAAUAAUUAAGAUUAAAAAAUGAAUUACUAUGUUCUGAGUUGUAUUAAAUUUAAACUGACUAUUAAUAAUUAAAAACUGAAAUUACUAUUAGUCAAUAGCAAUAAACUAACAAUAUGAAUUUUAAUAAUUAGAACUAAUAAAAAAUAAUAGAUUAAUAGAAUUAAAAGAUUCAUAAUUUACAAAAUGAAAUCGAUUAACUAAGAUAAAAGCUUAAAUAACUAGUUGAGAGCCAGAAUAAUUUAGAAAAGAAGUCUAAUAAUUAAUAGAACUAGUAUAUUUAAUAAUUAGAAGCAGAUAAUUACGAUUAUCAGUAAGAAAUAUAAUCUUUGUAAAUAGAAAUUAAGAGGUUAUAGGAAAGUAAUAAUUUGAUAAAAUAAUAAAUUAAUGAUUAAGUUAUUAAUUUAUAAUCUGGACAAGAUAAAAAUGAAAUAAAUAUAGAAGAAUAUUUAUAAUAAAUUGAAGUAUUACAAAGUGAAAUAGGUAUUUAAUAAAAUUAAAUAUUUUAAUUAUAAAAUUAAUUAAAAUAAUCAAAGAUUAAAGAAUCAGAAUUAGAAUAAAAGUUUAAGUUUGCAAUUGAAGACUUAGAACAUGUUUAGUAAAUGUAUAAUGAGCAAAGAUAAUCUUGUUAAGAACAAUAGAGAUAAUUAUAAAACUGCUAAUAAUAAUUAUAGCAAUAACUAUAAAAACAAUAAUUAUCAUAAUAGCAAUAGUAAUAAGUAUAAUAAUAGCAGUAAUAUUCAUAAAGGUAAUAAUUACAAGAAUAGUCAAGAAUAAUUGAAACUUAGACUGAAUAACAACCAAAUAAUCAAUAUGAGGAUUAAUAUAGAAAGAUCUUAUAUGAACUCAGUUUGAUAAAAUAAUAAAACUUGUCCUUGUAAACUUAAUUAUAAGAAUCAACUCAAAAGUAAAUUACAUUGAUGUAAGAAAUAAAAUAAUUGCAAAUUUAAAAUGAAAGAUUAAAUUUAAGUAAUGUUAGACUACAUAAUGAAUAAUAGAAAGUGACAACAUAAAGUGAUUAAGUAAAUAGAAUAAAUGAGUAGCUCAAAGAAUUAUAAUUUGAAAACUAAAAAUUGAGAAAUGAGAUUAUUUAUUUGCAACAAGAGAAGUAAUAAAUUAUUACUUCUUUCGAAUCUAAAUUAUAAUAAUAUUCAGCUAGUGCAAAUAAUAAAAUUAGGUAACAAUAAAUAGAAGAUCUAAAAAGAGAAUUAGCUCUAUUAAAGAGAGCAACCUUAAAAUCAUCUGGAAUUGACAUAGAUGCAGAAAGAUUGAGCUACACAACUUAAAUAACCUAAUUGAAGAAAUAACUUGAAUAUGAACAAAUAAAGAAUAAAGAAUUACAAUAAAAACUAUAAAAUUCUUAAUAAUAUUAAGUAUUAUAUUUAAAUUAUUUUAGUCUGAUUUUGGACUUGUAGAGAGAUUGAACAAAGAAUUGUAAGAUAAAAUUGUUGAAUUACACUAAGUUAAAUCAGAAUAUAGAAAUGCUAUAAAAAUGAUCCAUUCCUUAGAAGAAUAAAUAAUUGAAAGAAUGGAAAAAGAAUAAUACUCUUGAAA
Paramecium pentaurelia is the source of this 11726-nucleotide messenger RNA. The record is from the annotation of a GenBank genome assembly. NCBI's taxonomy places the organism in Eukaryota, Ciliophora, Oligohymenophorea, Peniculida, Parameciidae.